Molecule: messenger RNA, 1453 nt
Organism: Carya illinoinensis
Lineage: Eukaryota; Viridiplantae; Streptophyta; Magnoliopsida; Fagales; Juglandaceae
Product: heterogeneous nuclear ribonucleoprotein 1-like
Exons: 2
Coding region: 111-1103 (330 amino acids)
Molecular function (GO): RNA binding
Source: RefSeq, a predicted model, not a curated record
GCAGACUCCUGCUUCCAGUUUACUUUUGCGUUGACUAUUAGACUCGAUUUUUAUUUUUUUAUUUCCUAGGGUUUUAGGGUUUUUCAGUUCUCGAGCUUGGGAGCUAAUCAAUGGACUCUGAUGAAGCGAAGCUCUUCGUCGGAGGAAUCUCUCGGGUUACUAGCGAAGACAUUCUGAAAAAACAUUUCGGCAAAUACGGCACUGUAUUGGGCUGCUCCAUAGCGAAGGACCGGAUCACCAAGAAUCCCAGAGGGUUUGGAUUCGUUUGGUUCUCCGAAUCAUCUGCAGCUGAUAAAGCCCUUCAUGAUCCCCAUGUUAUUCUGGGAAAGACGGUAGAUGUGAAAAAAGCAAUACCCCGGAGUGAACAACAACAGCUUCAAAACCAACAACAGAAUAGGGGAUUGAGUAAGAGUAGUAGUACUGACAAUGGCGAUAAUCAGUUUAGGACUAAAAAGAUUUUUGUAGGGGGUUUAUCAGCUAGUCUAACUGAGGAAGAGUUUAAGAAUUACUUUGAGAGGUUUGGUAAGGUAACAGAUGUAGUUGUGAUGCAUGACAGCACAACCCAUCGGCCUAGGGGCUUUGGCUUUAUCACCUUUGAUUCAGAGGAGGCUGUGGUGAAUGUUAUGCAGAAUAGCUUUCAUGAGCUGAAUGGUAGGCUUGUGGAGGUCAAGAGGGCGGUGCCAAAAGAGGCAAAUAAUGGUAGUGACAAUGGUUUUAACAUGAGAAUUGAGGGUAGAGGAGGGCCUCCUGGCAAUUACCCUCCUUAUAGUCCCGGAUACUGGAUUCUCCCAGGUUAUGCACCUUUUCCUGGGUUUAGCAGUGGUGGAGGUUCUCUUUAUGGAGCAGGCAUUUAUGGUGGUUGGUACCCUACAGGUGGAUCUGGUGGCAUUGGUUCUGCUGUUGCUCCACUUGCCCCAAGAAGUUCUUGGUAUGGCCCCAGGGGGAGUGUUGGCAGGGUGUUCCCGUUGCCUCACAGCAGUGGUUCAAUUUAUGCUGGGUACUUGAGUGGUGGAGUUGGAGUUAUGAGUAUGGCUGCCGGUGGGUACAAUGGGAUUGUUGGACAGAGUGAAUUGGAAACUGAAUCUGGUUCUUGGUGGCAAUGAACGUGUUCCAGUUGAUAUUACAUCACUUUGUGUUGAAGGGGGUAAAGUUGGACGCAUUCUUUAGGUUUGAAGGGAAAUGAUGGUGCUACUUUUAGCGAGAAACUAAAGGAGUCAGGAUGGAUGAUGUGAGCCUAACCCUCUCGGUAAUUGUAGUUAAUUCUAAUUGAAUUCUCUGCACCUUUUAACUUGUUUGCUGGUGGGGCUAGGUGGUAAUUAUCAUUCCUUUCUGUUGAAAGUAGAUCACCGUUAUUCUUUCAUUUGACAUACUGCUUGCUGUGUUUCAUGUGUAGCUUAUAUGAUGCAUUGGUACAGGAUUAUGUUUUCUGUAAUAUAAUGGCUUUCAAAAUUCA